Pisolithus orientalis is the source of this 3056-nucleotide messenger RNA. RefSeq lists its product as uncharacterized. The transcript has 13 exons. The coding region runs from base 285 to 3056 and encodes 923 amino acids. Gene Ontology annotation, molecular function: transaldolase activity. Gene Ontology annotation, biological process: carbohydrate metabolic process; pentose-phosphate shunt; pentose-phosphate shunt, non-oxidative branch. NCBI's taxonomy places the organism in Eukaryota, Fungi, Basidiomycota, Agaricomycetes, Boletales, Pisolithaceae. The record is from RefSeq and is a predicted model, not a curated record. Gene Ontology annotation, cellular component: intracellular anatomical structure; cytoplasm.
UGGUCACCGACACCAAGUUAUCCUGGGCCGUCGUGGGUGUGCGAGCCGGUAUCAUUCGAUUGAGAGCAUGAUUUUUAAAAAGCAAUAGUGCGCAUCAAUUGAAACCGACAUAUCGCCCUAUAUUUACUGGAAAACACGGAAAAACGAUUUACCAUUACCUUGCUGGGAAAGUUAGUUUUAUCCAGAAUGGUCUCACACUGUCAAGAACAAAGUCGAAGUACUAGACGUUCCAACUUCACUAACUCCCUUGCUUGCUUUUUCACUGAUCGCAACUAUUCUCAACAAUGGGCUCUCAGAACAUCAUACUGGCUCCAUACUCUUGGAGAACUGGGGUGAUCUCGAAGGAAGACGUGCUUGAUAAAAAGACUUUCGAGUGGGAGCACCCAGAUCAGCACUCAGUUCCCAUACUCAAGAUCUGGCCAGAUCAUCAACGAUCUGUGGAAGCAAUGGAUGGAUUGGUGGUGAAGAAAAACAGCACUGAUAAUGCGGAAAACGGUCCACUGCGGCUCUACGACUGUGAAAAUAAGGCCACAAAAGACCGACAAACAUACCUCGGUGAGAACCAGGGCAAGGUUCCCCCCUACCUUGUGGUAUCGCACGUGUGGGGAAAGAUCACAAAGGAGAAGAUUCAGCCUGGAAGGGAUUGGGGUACCCCUUGGAGUAUCCCCAUCUCUGACCCAGAAAAAUUGAAGCGCAUCCUCCAGUACUGCGAGACGACAAAGGUCAAGUGGAUGUGGAUGGACAUAUUAUGCACGAACCAAGCCCGCGAUAACCAGGCGGAAAGAGAGAGAGCGCAGGAGGUUGCAAAAAUGGGCCACUAUUAUCGGGAGGCAACAGCUUGCCUUGUCAUCCCAGUGAAUUACGAGGAAUUCAACAAGGCGAACGCAUCCAUUAUGGUGAUGAUGGCUAGGACCGACGACACACGAGCUUCAGUGGAGGCUAACAAGCAAUUGUUCUGGGAUAACUUGUCAAUGUUGGAGGUUGUUCUCAACGACGGAUGGUUCUACAGGGUGUGGACAUACCAAGAGCUGCUGCUGCCCCAAGCGCACGUCCUCUUAAAUGGCCAAGGGCUAUUCGUUGACAUGCUGGGCAGCGUCGUGCGCCGGUACUUCAAGGUACUCAGAAACCGGUGGCUGGCAAAGCCCGAAGGUGGGAGAGACUACGAAUUCGUUCAUCCCGAAAAAGAACUCGUGCUCCCAGGUCCAUGGGAACACCAAUUACCUAGUUGGGAUUUGAAAGACACAUUCCAACGAGACGGACAUACAACCACGUACCCUGUCGAUCGCAUUCUCGGAAUAUAUCCGUUAUUGCAAGAUGAAGACAAGGUUUCCCUCAGCGAGCUCGAUACCGCUGCUGCAAGGCCGAGUUCCGAAUCUGAGGCAGAGCGAGAGCUCAGGGAACUCAAGGAACUCAGGCAACUCGAGCAACUGUGGGAGCGAACGAUGGUGAAGGCAGUAACAUCGGGGAGGGUGUGGCCAUUGCUCUAUGAUGCUAUAAGGGCUGAUGCGCCCACCUGGAUGCCUCGCAUCUUCGGCGGUGCAACUUGCGAGGUUUAUCCAGAGAUCUUGGGUCACCGCAACCGGGGAGGGGUUGAAGUGGCUAAAGAUGGGUUGCAUAUUACGGCAAGAGUGGUGGGACGCCUGACUGGCGCCAGUGCCCCGAUUGGACAUGGGGGCGGAGAGCCGAUCUUGGAGUUGCUCAAGGGCGGCCUCGAUAAGUCGGACAUGGUGCCACCCCAGGAGUUAAGGCACACCCAAAAGCAACUAGACGAUGCUCUCCACGCACCAUCUCUUGCAGAUUGUUUCGGCAUCGUGAAGAAGCAAGAUCUUAGAAGCAAACUCCGAUUCGCUCCUGGUAUUUCAGGGUGGAAUAUGGCGGUCUUCUUAGCCCAAGAUGCCCGGAAAAAGGAAGCGAGUGGGUCGUAUGUGUUCUUGGGCUGGAUACACGCCUCCCAGGCUCCAAACCCAGAUGAUUGCUGGAUCCUGGAUGUGACUUCGGAGAUACAGACUGCUCAGCGCUGGAUGAUAGCAAAUAGAACCGCUGGAAGCGCCUUUCACAAGAUCGGAACGCCAGUAGAUAUUGGCGAACAACAUACCUGGAUUCAGGUGGAAAUUUUUGGAGGAUUAGCAAUGACGUUAUGGCUUGUACAGAAUAUCAAGAAGUUUACAGAUGAUGGAAAUGCGUUGAGGGGUAUUCUCAGGAAGAGGCUAAUGGAGGCAUCGCACCGCACAUCAUUGCUCCUCGCAGCUGUCAAUAAGCCCCAACACGCACAUCUCGUAGAUGCAACGCUCAAAAAUGCCAAGGCGAAAGGAGGAACUCUCGAUCAGCAAGCCAACACCGCCAUGGAUUGCUUGCUCGUGAAGUUCGGAAAAGCGAUCUUGGAUGUCAUUCCGGGUCGUGUCUCUACUGAGGUCGAUGCUCCCUUUCCUUCAAUAAAGAAGAGACGAUUGCUAAGUAGUUUGACAUCUUCCACCCGACAGGCUCGGGAACUCGUCGCUCUCUACGAAUCUGCGGGUAUAAAACGGGACCGCGUACUCGUCAAAAUCACUUCCACAUGGGACGGCAUUCAAGCCGCUCGAGAGCUCGAACAGAAACACGGGAUACACUGCAAUCUUACUCUCAUGUUUGGAUUCGUCCAGGCUGUUGCAUAUGCUGAAGAAGGCGUGACUUUGGUCUCGCCUUUUGUUGGGCGUAUUCUGGGUUGGUACAAGAAACAUACCGGAAAGGAUUAUUCGGGCGACGACGAUCCUGUGUCCAAUCUGCAACACGGGUACAGAACCAUCGUGAUGGGUGCCAGCUUCCGCAACGUUGGAGAAAUCAAAGCCCUUGCAGGCAUCGACUUUUUGACUAUUUCUCCCGCUCUUCUGGAGGAACUCCGCAGGUCUACAGAUCCAGUUCCGAACAAACUUGACUCAGAAAAAGUACGUCUGAAUCACAUGUGGGAUCUCCUACAGGAUCAAAUGGCGUUUGAUAAGUUGCACGAGGGCAUUAAGAAGUUUGCGGGUGAUGGAGAUGCACUGAAGGAUGUUCUGAGGAAGAAGCUGUUGGAGGCGUGA